CGGAGUGGGGCACAGUGUUUUUAAGUUUUAGCAAUGUAGAAAUGGCAACAAAGCUAAACCUGUCGGCGCCGUCGGAUUCAGACCUAUCGUCUCUAGCCGACCAAACGGCUUCCAGCCGGAGCAUUAACAGAAGUCUGAGAGUCGCAGAAAAGGAGAGGAGGAAAAAUGAGGCGGAGGACCCGUUUGUUCUGGCCCUGAAGUACUUCUCUGACGUUGAAGCAGGUACUCCUUUGUUUGGGAACGAUGAGUUUGAGAAGAACCUGGUGCUGGUGGAGAGGUUGGCCUACAGUAAAGGACUGUCCCCAGAGGCCAUCUCUAUUAUGCUGGAGUUUGCCAUGAGCCUCCGUAUGGGGAAUGCUCCAUGUGUCCGGGUGCUGAAGUGUCUGAUUCCUACCACUGUGGUGCCACAGGGGGCCGUUGUUCGUGCGGUGGUUUGGCUGGGUGUUGGCAAAAUACCCAUCAACACCCAAAUUCUUUUUAUAAAGUGGGUGUUGACCGUAUUUGACCUGAUUGAUGCAAAGGACCAACUUCGAGCUGUCUAUGGCUUCAUCUUCAGCUUUGUCACAGAUGAAAAUCUGUGUCCUUUCAUCUGCCAUCUGUUGUACCUUUUGACCAGAAAGGAAAGUGUACGAGUCUUCAGAGUCAGAAAGCUGCUGGAGCUACAGUCUAAACUGGGAAGGCAGCCGUUCCUCCUGCACCUACUGUCACUUUACAAAGUGUUUUGCCCUGAACUCGUGACUCUCUCCAUUCCAUCACGAAUGAGGAGUGGGUUUAGGAACUACAAUUCCCCCUGGAAAUCAGCGUUGAUUGCUGUCCAGAAGAGGAAUGGUUCCCAGGUUGCCUCCAGUACCAGUCUGCCCUUCACAAUUAAAGAUAAGACCAACCCUAGGAAAAGGAAACACUGCCACCUGGAAUUGCCGGUUUUGAGUUCUCUAGUCAAUAAGCAGGCCCAGACCGAGCUGUCCUCCAGCAGAAAGGUGGUCCCCCUGGUGCAGCUCCACUCCUUGACUCAGCUGCUGGAAAAUAUGCACCGUAUAGAGCUGCCUGCUCAGAUGGGCUCACUGCUGGGUUCCAGUCUGGCACUGCAGUACCUUGACUGUGUACAGGAUGAGUCUGCCCUCCUACGCCUCAACUUCUGGCUAGGCUACGCUCUCCAUGAAGAAUUUUUGUUUUGCGGUGAUGGAGGAGGCUCCCAGACCUCAGAAGAAGCUCUGCAGUUUUUGGACAAGUUACUGUCCUCACAGCACUUUCUCCAGGAAUCGUUUUCCAGUUCAGAGGCUUUCCUCUACAAGUUCCUCAGUGUUUGGGACGGCUCCCUGCUCCGCCCACAGAUCCUCAGCUUGCUGAGCAACAUUCCUGUUGUCCCCAGUUCCCAAAUCGGACGGCUUCUGUUUGAGCCACUCAUGCAGCUCUUCUUCACAUCCUCGCUGUUUUUUAAGUGUGGACUGAUGGAGUGUCUAAGCAAUAUGCUGUUGAAGUGGCUGACCUGGCACUCAGUGUAUGCUCUGGAGGACGACUUGGACAUCAGCCUCAACAGCCACACCUCCAUAAACAUGACUCUGUCAGGGUUCAAGGAUUCAGUGAUGGAGUUGGUUCACUUCGUAGGUCGUCUGGCCUCUGUGGGCCUUCAGCUUGAAGGCUGUCACUCUCUCCUCCUCAGCUUCAUCCUGGACUUCUAUGAGGCGGUGUGUGACACAUUUCUGAAGUAUGGGCUCCCCCUCGUGGUGAUGCCCCCACCUGGAGUUUUUUACCCAGCCCUGUUUUCCCUAGACCCUGUCAGCGUGGACCGACUGGCCUUCAUCAUGUACAGAUACAAGGUGAACUUGACAUCAGCCAAGACUCAAGAAAAGGUCACAGAGCAGGCCUUUCACAUCAGCCGCCAGACGUUUCGUGAGUUCAACCAGUACUUGGUCGUCAUGGUCAAUUGCCUGUGGAACUCCAAAAUGUUUAAUCCAGGUAUGGGUGUACAGCUGGGAGAGGAGCUGCUCCUCAAGAGCAAUGUACCACAAUACUGGACAAGUUUCGACCUCAUCCACCACCCUGCUUUCAUGAGCUACGCUGUCGACUUUCACCAGCAGUGUUGGCCAGGGAGAAAGGACAUGGACUUCAAUUCCAUAAAGCAUUCCAAGCCAUGGAGCUGGUACCUGGAGUACCUGUACAGUCAGGGAUAUGACGGACUUAAACAGUUUGUCCCAACCCCUUAGCCAGAGGAGACUGAAAGGGUGGGCAUCUCACUUCCGCAGGCGGGCCUUUUUUUUCUUCCUCCUCAUUAUUAAAUGAAAUAUUGUCGAUAUUUCUAUCAUUCAACAAUACUGUUGAAAUGAAUUCAGGGAGAUUCUGAUGAUUUUUUUUCAUUUAAAUGUUGUGAGAGGUUCCUGCACCUGUUGCAUCACGAUCCAUAAGCAAGAUUCACAAUAUUUUUUCAAAGUUGUUUUCUUGCUAAACCAAUUUAUUCAUGCACUGCAACUGUAACUUAGCCAAAACUCACAGUUGGGCUAAAACGCGCAUUCAUAAUACAUUUGCCACAUAGUAAAUCACAUCUGGACAGCAGCAUAUUACAUUAUAUCAACUAAACCAUAUGACAGUAUAAAAUGGCCUGUUUAGGAUGAAAUAAACACAAAGUCGUAACUCAUGACAAAGCCAUACUUAAAGUGCUGCUGCUGGUUCAAAGCUGAAUUGGAAAUGUAUUUUCAUGCUAGAAAGGCUGUGUGAAUCCAGCCCAGACCUUCCUGUCACAACAGAUCACUAGGCCAAAACAAAGGUUAAUUUGGGUGACAGGGACUUGGAGAUUGGGGUGUAACGAGACAGACAGGUUGCUGCAGAACCCUCAGCACCCCUAGUUCUUGUAGCUAUGAAUGACGACGUCUCUGUGUGGAAACUCUGCAGCUGUCUGCAGCUCUGUGUUACCUGCAGGCACAUCAAUCAAUCAGUGGUCAGUGAAAGCUUUCCUCGGUGCUCACAAAGACCUCACACGUUGCAGUGGAUGCACUAAUUGUUAAUAAGUCUUUUUUGUUCCUAUUUGAAAAUGCAUUUUUGGAGGUGGAGGGGUUUGUAAGAGGGCGGGAAAUGCACCCCAAUACCCCUCCUUGGCGAUGGGCCCAGUUUGUUCAGAGCAACAUCAGCUAACAGCUGACAACAGGCGACAGGCUGUACACACAGCAGAGGUAAAUGCUCAACUCAGUGGAGAGGAAAAACAACCACUUGCAUCUUACUCAUUUUUUAAAAGACUUGUACAUAUUUAAUCUCCUCUUCUUUUCCAAGUGAGCUUGCAAGUGAUCAGACUAUGUUUUUAUGUACAUAGAUUUAUGUGUGUUUAUUGUGCUUUUUUACUUAUAGUCUUGUCCAUUCAGCAAUACUGCCCUGCCAGAAGCAGUGUCAGUAGUUUGUCCGAGUGCAUGUUUAACAGGGAACAUGGUGUGUUUAUUGCCAAAAAAAAAAAACAGAGUGGAUCAUUUUAAUGCACACGCAUCUGUGAGGUUGGUGAGAGAUAUCCACUAAAUUUUUUACAUCGCAGAAACAAAAUACUUUAUCUGUAGUAUCUUGUCAUGAAACAUGUUGAGAAGAUGCCACAGAAUAAGAGAAGCAAAAGUUGAAAUGAUUCUUUUUUAUUGUCUCUCCCUUUUUUGUUUUUUAGCAAUACAUUCACAGCCAUUCUUUGUUAAAUGUGAACACACCGACCUUGAACCAGCUACUACAUUCAAAAUGCAUUCUGUAGCUUACCCUUGAUGUUUUUUGUGUUAUAUUCUUGUACAGCUUGCCAUCUGCAAAACCUGACUCUUGCACAUUGCUGAAAAUAAAUAAGUGUAAGACUUUUACUUUAGAAGCAAAUAAAAUCUGUUGUUUCUCAUUAAUAUUAUGCUGCAGUACGUCCCCGUUUUCAGGGAAAGUAGCUUGGUUUUGUCCGAAUGUUGACCUGAAUUUUUGCCAAAUGGCAUCAGUUGCUUGAGAACCUGUUAUAUGGAU
This is a messenger RNA of Seriola dumerili (greater amberjack), 3963 nucleotides long. RefSeq names its product centromere protein I (gene cenpi). Bases 42 to 2204 code for a protein of 720 amino acids. The record is from RefSeq and is a predicted model, not a curated record. The transcript has 20 exons. NCBI's taxonomy places the organism in Eukaryota, Metazoa, Chordata, Actinopteri, Carangiformes, Carangidae. Gene Ontology annotation, cellular component: kinetochore.